Molecule: messenger RNA, 3114 nt
Organism: Peniophora sp. CBMAI 1063
Lineage: Eukaryota; Fungi; Basidiomycota; Agaricomycetes; Russulales; Peniophoraceae
Source: the annotation of a GenBank genome assembly
AUGGCAGCUGCGGCUUCCGCACCGAGGUUUAAACAGUUCAACUUCUUCAACCAAUCGCCCAUAAAGGACGCGCACGACCUGUCUGAGAGCCCACACAUAGUCAAGAAUGCAGUCGAGAUCUCCACGACUACAUCUUCGUCUGUAGGCGCACUCGUUGCGGAUAUUCAUGGGAGUGUACAUUUGUUGGACAAGGACUUUGAGCCUGUCUUAAGCUGGGUUGCCCAUGUGGGAGGGAGAGUGACGCAUAUGGAGGAGAGCCGCGGAGUAUUAGUUACGCUUGGCGAAGAGGACUCCGUACAAUACCCGCUGCUCAAGAUCUGGUCGCUUGAAAAGACGGACAAGAAUGGGUUUCCGAUCCUCCUGCGCUCGACGAAAGUACAACAUUCCUCCCGGCGUCACCCUGUCUCAUGCGCCGCACUCGCCUCGGGUCUGAGCACUCUUGCCGUGGGACUCGGAGACGGCACGGUGCUGCUGUACAGGCAUCUCGACCAAUCCGUCUUCAGCUCAUCGACUUCGCUCUCUGCGCUUCCUAAACCGCGUGUCGUACAUGAAUCGACCUCUGAGCCUGUCACCGGUCUCGGGUUCCGCGAGCCGAGCGCCGAAAGUCCGAACUUAUACUUGUUUAUUGCAACAACCAACCGCGUGUUGUCGUACCAGGCCAGCGGACGAGGCAGCGGAGGGACGCCGGUCGAGGUGCAUGAACAUGGCGCGGCGCUGGGAUGCACAGUCAUGGACUGGCAUGCACGCAACCUCUUUGUAGCCCGUGACGAAGCGAUCUACGUUAGCGCCGUCGAAGGCCGUGGGGCAUCGUACGCGGUCGAAGGACCCAAACUCUCAAUACACUCCCACCGCAAUUAUCUCGUCAUCGUCUCCCCGCCUCUCGCACCUAGCGCAGCAAGCGCGAGCCCUACCAUCCGGUUCGCGGCAAGAGCGAAGGAGGCGGAUAAAGGCGAUGUGGGGAAAGUGACGGUGUUCGAUCCGGAGAACAAGAUGGUCGCGUUUUCGGAUACGUUUACGAGUGGUGUGCGGUCAGUGUUGUCGCAGUGGGGCAACUUGUAUGUGCUCACAAACGACGGAGUUUUGUUUUGCUUGCAAGAGAAGCCUACGCCGGAGAAGCUCGGAAUGCUAUACCAACGUCAACAGCACACACUUGCGCUCAGUAUCGCGAAGACACAGAACCUCGACGAAACCAGUGUGGCCGAUAUCCACCGACAAUACGGGGACUACCUCUACGGACGCGGCGAUUACGACGGCGCGAUGCAGCAGUACCUGCAGACAAUCGGCCAGGUUCAGCCUAGCUAUGUUAUUAGAAAGUUCCUCGACGCACAACGGAUUCACAACCUCGUAACGUACCUACAAGAAGUUCACGCUCUAGGGCUCGCAAACGCCGACCACACAACCCUUCUCCUCAACACCUACACCAAGCUCAAGGACGUCGCGCGCCUGGACAGCUUCAUCAAGACCGAGAGCAGGAGAGGUGACGACAAGGACGAACUGCCGUUCGAUCUUGAUACCGCGAUCCGCGUGUGUCGACAAGCGGGAUACUUCGAACAUGCCAGUUACCUCGCCAAGCGUUGGGAGCGACAUGAAGACUACUUGAGGAUACAAAUCGAGGAUGCGGGGAACUACAAGGACGCUCUGAGCUAUCUACGCAUGCUCGGCGCUAACGCUGCAGAAACAAGCCUCGCGCGCUACGGCCGCAAGAUGCUCGAAGCCCUACCGGACGAAACGACCCAACUCCUGAUCGACAUCUGUACGAACCCCGCCCUCUUAACUUCCGAACCCGAAUCUCUCUCCUCGCCCAACGCCUCCCAACCACCCAAAGGAGGCAACUCGUACCUCUCCUACCUGAACCUCAACCGCACAGCUUCGUCCACCGACUCGCCGACUACGGCCACCGCGACCGAGGUACCGACUACACCCACGCCGAGAGCGACGGAUGGAUCGAGUACGAGUAAGAGGCCUUCGGUACAUGAGAGCUCGCGCGCAUCAAGUCCGCCUGGGACGCCCGGAACGACGAGCCGGGCGUUGCCGACAUACAUCAAGCGCCCAUCUCCACGGCUGUACUUCGCGAACUUUGUCUCCCAGCGCGCGCGAUUCGUACACUUCUUGGAAACGGUCGCGAGCCGACGAUGGGGGCAAACGCUCGACGGUACACCGGCGGCGGAUUAUGUCGAAGCUGAGGUUCCGCCUGCGGAUGGAGAAGCCGACAAGCUCGACCAAGCGGCCGUGUGGAACACACUGCUCGAGCUUUACCUGAGCGAAGGACAUACGGACAAGGCGUUGAAAGUGCUCAAGAGCGCAGAGUUGCCCUAUGACCCCACACACGCGCUGAUACUCUGCUCGACGAGGGAGUUCACGAGGGGAUUGGUGUUGCUCUGGGAACGACUGGGCAUGCACGAGGACGUCUUGCGCUUCUGGAUGGACCGUGAUCGAGCGGGCGAGGCAGGCGCCGGAGACGAAGUGAUGCGCUGUCUCGAAUCAUACGGUCACGGGGAGCAAGCGCGGUACCUCUACCCAUUGGUGUUGAGGUUCUUGACGGAGAGUGCGGAGGUACUGGGGAGGCACAGGAAGGACUUGGAGGUGGUGCUCAAGAGAAUCGAAGAGGAGGGCAUCAUGCCGCCUCUCAGCGUUGUGCAGGUGUUGAGUAGAAAUGGAGUGACGAGCGUGGGCGUUGUCAAAAGUUGGCUACUCUCUCGCAUCCACGAGGCAAGGGGGGAGAUCUCAACCGAUGAACAACUCAUCAACUCAUACCGCCUUGAGACACAGUCCAAGCUCAAGCAGGUCGAAGCGCUCAGCGAUGCGGACCAUCCAAGGGUGUUCCAUAACCCGCAGUGCGCGACGUGCGGGGGUCAUCUGGAUCUGCCGGCUAUACACUUCAUGUGUAAUCAUAGCUAUCACCAACGAUGCCUAGCCAACAACGAGACCGAAUGCCCAGAAUGCGCGCGGUCGCACGCCGUCAUCCGCGACAUCCGACGCAAUAAUGAAAGACUCGCCGAUCAGCAUGACCUCUUCCUAUCUGAGGUCAAAGAGUCGGGCUUCAGCGCGAUCGCGGCGGGCUUCGGGAGGGGCGUGUUGAAUGUGCCGAGGACAGAGGACGUUGCGGCGCGAUAG